Ochotona princeps (American pika) is the source of this 2972-nucleotide messenger RNA. RefSeq names its product melanotransferrin (gene MELTF). Gene Ontology annotation, biological process: iron ion transport. The record is from RefSeq and is a predicted model, not a curated record. Gene Ontology annotation, cellular component: recycling endosome; extracellular region; plasma membrane. The transcript has 16 exons. Lineage: Eukaryota; Metazoa; Chordata; Mammalia; Lagomorpha; Ochotonidae. Bases 1 to 2784 code for a protein of 927 amino acids.
AUGGAGGUACCUGGAGGGCUUCUCGGAGGAGUCAAGCCGGAUCCUGUCAACGCGAAGCGCCGGGUGCCGUUUGGGGAGCUCUUGGGGUGUCAGGAAACGGUGGAGGGGGCUCUCCUUGUGGCCGUGGAAGUGGGGGACUCGGUGGGUUCUCUGAGGCUGGGGGGCGGGGGGAGGGAGAGAGGACGGGCGGGAGGAGGCAGUCUCUCAGAGGCAGCCCCGGGAGAGCGGGCUUGGGAUGCCCGCCAGCGACACACACAGGGCAGCAGGGAGGGGAGGCGGUGGGCACGCUCAGGGGUGCCAGGAGAGGGCUCUGUGCGAGCUGGGGCUGGGCGGAGGGGCACGGGAGCAAAGGUGUCAACCCCAGCGCCCACGGCACCCCCGUCCGGUCCCGCAUACGAUGGGCUCUGCGCGUGUGUGCACCCAUACCCCACACGCACACACAGACUGCUGAUCCCAGAACGAAGCAAGCUCAGAGAGGGCAAGUGGCACGACCCAGUCACCACAGAGCCCGGCCUGUGCGCUCCUCCUCCAGCUGCCUCUCUGCGCCAGGGGCGCACCUGCAAACCGCAUCCUCCCCCCAAUCCUGCUCUCCCGUCUGGACUACAUGGGGCAGCACUGGGCGGCGUGGAGGUGCGAUGGUGCACCGUGUCCGAACCGGAACAGCAGAAGUGCAGCGACAUGAGCCAGGCCUUCCAGCACGCGGACCUGCAGCCAGCGCUGCUGUGCGUGCAGGGCACCUCGGCCGAGCACUGCAUCCAGCUCAUCGCGGCCCAGGAGGCUGACGCCAUCACUCUGGAUGGAGGAGCCAUUUACGAGGCGGGGAAGGAGUACCACCUGAAGCCCGUGGUGGGUGAAGUAUAUGACCAAGAGGUGGGCACCUCCUACUACGCCGUGGCCGUGGUCAGAAAGAGCUUCAAUGUAACCAUCAACACCCUGAGAGGCGUGAAGUCUUGCCAUACGGGCAUCAACCGCACGGUGGGCUGGAACGUGCCCGUGGGCUUCCUGGUGGACAGCGGCCGGCUCUCGGUGAUGGGCUGCAACGUGCUCAGAGCUGUCAGUGAGUACUUCGGGGGCAGCUGCGUCCCCGGGGCCAGAGAAACCAGCUACUCCGAGUCCCUCUGUCGCCUCUGCCGAGGCGACAGCUCCGGGGAGGGAAUGUGUGACAAGAGCCCCCUGGAGCGGUACUACGACUACAGCGGGGCCUUCCGGUGCCUGGCAGAAGGGGCAGGGGAUGUGGCUUUUGUGAAGCACAGCACAGUGUUGGAGAACACGGACGGGAGAACGCUGCCCUCCUGGGGCCGCCCACUCAUGUCACGGGACUUCCAGCUGCUAUGCCGGGAUGGCAGCCGCGCCGAUGUCACGGAGUGGCGGCGAUGCCACCUGGCCCGGGUGCCAGCUCACGCUGUGGUGGUCCGAGCUGACAUGGAUGGAGGCCUCAUCUUCCGGCUUCUCAAUGAAGGGCAGCGUCUGUUCAGCCACGAGGACAGCAGCUUCCAGAUGUUCAGCUCGGAGGCCUACGGCCACAGGAACCUGUUGUUCAAGGACUCCACGACGGAGCUGGUGCCCAUCGCCACACAGACCUACGAGGCCUGGCUGGGCCACGAGUACCUGCACGCCAUGAAGGGUCUGCUUUGUGACCCCAACAGACUGCCCCCAUACCUACGCUGGUGUGUGCUGUCCACCCCCGAGAUCCAGAAGUGCGGGGACAUGGCCGUGGCCUUCAGUCGGCAGAGGCUCAAGCCUGAGAUCCAGUGUGUGUCAGCCGAGUCACCCCAGCACUGCAUGGAACAGAUCCAGGCUGGCCACAUCGACGCAGUGACGCUGAAAGGAGAGGACAUUCACACGGCAGGAAGGACAUAUGGGUUGAUCCCGGCUGCUGGGGAGCUAUACGCAGACGGCGACAGAAGUAACUCAUACUUCGUGGUGGCGGUGGUCAAGCGUGACAGCUCCUACGCCUUCCCCCUGGACGAGCUGCGCGGGAAGCGUUCCUGCCAUCCCAGCUUUGGCAGCCUCGAGGGUUGGGACGUGCCCGUGGGCGCCCUCAUCCACAGGGGCUUCAUCCGGCCCCAGGGCUGUAAUGUCCUCACAGCCGUGGGUCAGUUCUUUAACGCCAGCUGCGUGCCCGUGAACAAUGCCAAGGAGUAUCCUUCUUCGCUGUGUGCGCUCUGUGUGGGCGACGAGCUGGGCCGCCACAAAUGCAUCGGCAACAGCCAGGAGCGGUACUACGGUGACAGUGGCGCCUUCAGAUGCCUGGCAGAGGGUGCCGGGGACGUAGCCUUCGUCAAGCACACAACUGUCUUUGACAAUACUAACGGCCACAAUUCUGAGCCCUGGGCUGCCCAUCUCAGGACUCAGGACUACGAGCUGCUGUGUCCCAAUGGGGCACGGGCAGAGGUGCACCAGUUCGAAGCCUGCAACCUGGCCCGGAUACCAUCACACGCUAUCAUGGUGCGGCCUGACACCAACAUUUUCACUGUGUACGGCCUGCUGGACAAGGCCCAGGACCUGUUUGGAGACGAUGGCAACAAUAACGGGUUCAGAAUGUUCGACUCCUCCAACUACCACGGCCAAGACCUGCUCUUCAAAGAUGACACAGUCCAGGUGGUACCUGUGGGGCAGAAGACCACCUACCGGGACUGGCUGGGGCCUGACUACGUGGCAGCGCUGGAAGGCAUGCUGUCCCAACAGUGCUCGGGAGCAGCCGCCAAUGCCCCCAGGGCCUUGCUGCUGCUGCUGCUGUCACUGCUGGCCCUGGCUAAUGGCCUCCUCCUGCUCUCCGUCUGAAAGAAGCUCUGGGCGGACUUGGCCAGCAGCUCACAGGGCAUCACGCCAUCGCGGGGGGAUGCGAGACCCCGGGACCACCGUGCUCCCUGCCUGAGGGCAACCUCCCGCCAGUCAUGCCCAGACCCAGGAUCUACUGCAGGGCACCUGCUGGCCCCCAUGCCAGGGAACCGUGCCUCAUGCAGGCCUGG